GGGAGAAGUCGGAGCGCAGCACGUGUUCAGGCUGGUGUGACAUCUGACCGCAUGCGUCCUCGGCCUAUAUUUCCCAGAAGCCAACGCGGCACUCGUCACUGUGUUGUUGCGGAAGUGCCGGGUGAAACGCUGGUGUGCUGGUGAUUAUGUCCGCUGUCAGCUGUAUUCAUUAAUUCCUCAGAAUAAUACAAAAGCUCUGGUUUGUGUCUGUAGCUCCGCCGUUUACACGGAAACAAGUGACGCAAUGGCAGCUCUGAAAUACGCAGGUAUGGACGAUACAGACAGCGAGGACGAGUUACCGCCUGGUUGGGAAGAGAGAUCUACGAAGGAUGGAUGGGUUUACUAUGCUAACCAUGAUGACAUGAAGACACAGUGGGAACAUCCUAAGACGGGGAAGAGAAAGCGCUGUGCUGGAGAUUUACCGUAUGGAUGGGAGCAAGAGACUGAUGAAAAAGGACAGAUAAUUUAUGUCGAUCACAUCAACAAGCGGACGACGUAUUUUGAUCCGCGUCAGGCAUUUACAGUCGAGGAUGUGGUGGUGAAGCCAAAGCGGUAUGACGGAAACACGGCUGCCCUGGAGAUCUUGCAAGGUCGCGACUUCUCUGACAAGGUUGUUGUCAUUACUGGGGGCAACUCGGGUGUCGGCUUUGAGACAGCCAGGUCUUUUGCUCUACACGGCGCCCAUGUGAUCCUGGCGUGUCGAAACCUGUCCCGGGCCAGCAAGGCUGUUAGCCUCAUCCAGCAGGAGUGGCAAAAAGCCAGAGUCGAAGCCAUGAUGUGUGAUCUGGCCCGACUCUGCAGUGUCAGGGAGUUUGCCCAAUCUUUCAAGGCCAAGAAACUGCCCUUGCACAUCCUGGUGUGUAAUGCAGCUGUGUGUACUCAACCCUGGAGGCUGACCGAGGACGGCCUGGAGUCCACCUUCCAGAUCUGCCAUCUAGGUCACUUCCUCCUCGUCCAGUGUCUGCAGGACGUGCUGCGACGCUCAGCGCCUGCCCGUGUUGUGGUGGUGUCCUCCGAGUCUCACAGGUAA
Solea senegalensis (Senegalese sole) is the source of this 1030-nucleotide messenger RNA. It is a transcript of the gene wwox, whose product is annotated as WW domain containing oxidoreductase. NCBI's taxonomy places the organism in Eukaryota, Metazoa, Chordata, Actinopteri, Pleuronectiformes, Soleidae. Gene Ontology annotation, molecular function: protein binding. The record is from RefSeq and is a predicted model, not a curated record. The transcript has 7 exons. The coding region runs from base 245 to 1030 and encodes 261 amino acids.